Molecule: messenger RNA, 1161 nt
Organism: Oppia nitens
Lineage: Eukaryota; Metazoa; Arthropoda; Arachnida; Sarcoptiformes; Oppiidae
Product: 3-oxoacyl-[acyl-carrier-protein] reductase FabG-like
Exons: 4
Coding region: 1-1161 (386 amino acids)
Source: RefSeq, a predicted model, not a curated record
AUGAAGAUAACGACGACUAUGGAACUCAAGAAAGACGACGAUUGGGCGAAGUUGACCAUCGAUUGGUCGGACGAUAUGUCGGCCGAGGAUUUGGAGGCCGUGUUUGUUAGCCGCACUGGUCAACUACGAAACAAACGUGUAUAUGAGGGACACGUUUCGCAAGACGUCGGACGACAUAUAAGAUUAUCGGCCGACGAUUUAUCACGUGAUGAGCGCCAUCGGGCUGUGUUCUUGACAGCGGCCGGUGAUUGCGUUGCCGGACGACAGAGAACUCCCGUAUGUCGUCGUAUGGCAUACACGUGGAGUGAGUUCCCACGCGGAAGCGGUCGACGGUCGUCAUCGGGUAUCGGUGAGGCCGUAGCCUUGAAACUGUGGUCAAUGGGUGCGUCGGUUGUGAUUACUGGUAGAGAUACUAAGCGUAUAGACGCUGUAAUCUCCCGGUGCCUCAACAACAGCAACAGCAGUCAACCAGCAACCGGUAUUGGUAUCAAACAACAUGAUGGUGACCACCAUCGCCGACGCCACCAUCAAAAAGCUAUCGGUAUUAGAGCCGAUCUAUUAGUGGACACAGAUAUCGAUUUACUAGUCGCACGAGUGUCGGCCGAGUUUGGCGGCCAAUUGGAUAUACUGGUCAACAAUGCCGGUAUGGAAGGGUUAGCCAAUUUUGUUGAUGACAAUUGUGUGAUGUUAAUCGACCAGGAGCUCAAUUUUAUGCGUGCCCAACAACGACUGACCCGAUUGUUAAUACCUAUGCUAACGUCAAGCGCCACCAUCUGCAGCAGCUUCAGUAGUAUUGUUAACGUAUCGGCCAUCACUGAAAAAGCCCAAUCACAAUCAUUACCUAAUAUGUUGGGCAAAAUCAGUUUAGAUAUGUUUACUAAAUGUCUGGCCCUGGAGUUGGCACCCAAUGGUGUACGGGUUAAUAGUGUCGGUCCCGGUGUUAUAGCGACACCGUCACUACUCGAUCAUCCAGUGCUCAAACAGAUAGUAUUAAUGCCUGAAUUUAUGCAAACAAUACCAUUAGGACGUCUAGGUUUGCCGGACGAAGUGGCCAAUGCGGUAGCAUUUUUAGUGGUCACACCAUCAGAGGCACCGACAGUCAGUAGAGGCGCCGGUAGUUUUAUUACUGGUAUAAAGUUGAACAUUACGGGCGGCCAAUAG